UCACCAUGCUUUCAAACUUCUUGUUGCUCAUUUGUAUACUAACUUCGUCCUCCAUUUUACUACCCAUUCUUAUAAUAACAAAUGCCUUCGUCAUCAGGAAAUCUUGUUGCUUCAACUCAAGCAUGAGUUGAUCUUCUAUUAAUUCCUCUAGUUCAACAAAACUGGUGCGAUGGAAUGAAAGUGAUGCGUGCUGCAAGUGGCCCAGUGUGGAAUGUGAUGCUUCUGGCUAUGUCCUUAGUUUGCAGCUCGAUGAUGAGGGUAUUUCUGGUGGAAUCGGGGAUUCGUUGAGUCUCUUCAGAUUAAAAAAUCUCCAGAAGCUUAACCUUGCCCACAAUUACUUCAGUGAUGCCAUUCCAAAAGGUUCCUUCUGAAAUUUUGACCUUAACGAGAUUGGCUAGUCUCGAUAUCUCCAACGGGUUUGGCUAUCCUCAUAGCCUUGAGCACCCAACUUUGGAGAUGCUUCUCCAAAAUCUAACAGAGCUUAGAGAGCUCAAUUUUGAAGGUGUCAAUAUCACUUCUUCAGAUGAAAGGCGAAAAUGGAGCCACAUUGAAUCAUCACAUUUACCCAACCUCACCUCUUUGAGCUUGGUUAAUUGUGGUCUUUCUGGCCCUUUGCCUAAAUCAUUUUGGCAACUUCGUUCCCUUUCCAUUAUUCGACUAGAUCAGAACAAUGAAAGGAAAAAUAUGACUUGUUCAUCAAUUUUCCAAGUCUGACCACCUUGACUCUCAGUCUCUGCAAAUUGAAGGGCCCAAUUCCAUCUACCUUUGCUAACCUAACCAAGCUGAUUCAUGUUGAUCUGUCAGGUAACUUCUUGACAGGCUUACUUCCCUCUACAUUGUUUGCUAACCUAACAGAGCUGAUUCAUGUUGAUUUGUAAGAUAACUCCUUGACAGGCUCACUUUCACAUACUAUAUUUGAAGGUCUUUCCAAUCUUGUUCAUCUAAAUUUUCAUGGAAAUUCAUUCUAUGGUAACAUCCCCUUAUCUCGUUUUGGUCUCCCAUCAUUGUUGGAACUUGAUCUUAGUGACAACCAUUUUAAUGGCACUUUUCAACUCGACAACUUCCGAAGCCUUCCCAAUCUCACAUUGCUUCGUCUCUCCCACAAUAGCUUGUUAAUAGAUGCUGGCAACGUCAAUUCGAGCUCAUAUGGAGGUCUUCAAUUAAAAGAGGCAUACCUAAAUUCAUGUAACUUGUCCAGUUUUCCUGAUUUCAUCAAACAUUCGGAUCUAGAAACAUUAGAUAUCGUAAACAAUCAGAUUGUGGGGGAAAUACCUAGUUGGAUUUGGGGAACACAACUUGUGAAUUUGGACCUCUCCUUUAAUUAAGUGGAUCAAUUCCAAUCUCCAUCUGUAAUUCCACACGACUAUAUAAUCUUGACUUGUCUACAAAUAAAUUAAAUGGAUCAAUUCCAAUC
Molecule: messenger RNA, 1414 nt
Organism: Salvia hispanica
Lineage: Eukaryota; Viridiplantae; Streptophyta; Magnoliopsida; Lamiales; Lamiaceae
Source: RefSeq, a predicted model, not a curated record